AUGAUUCUAGAAAGAAGUCAAAUGUUAUCAGAAGCUCCUUCGAUCUUGUGCCGUCAACCAAUCCAGCGUAACGUGACAAUACGUUACUCCGUGACAGAGCAAGUCAUGCAAUCACUGCAAGACAUYGGCAGGAUUGUGAAGAACGUGACGGACCCUGCUCGAUCUACAAUUGAAUCAGUCAAGAAAGGUCCUCGUGGUUUUAUAAACGAGUGCAAGAUAAUCACCAGGAAUACAGAAGGAGAAGUGUGUCCCACAAGAAUCGAGUCUAUUAAUGUUAGAAUCAAAGAUGUGGAGGGCAACGAGGUGGAAAAGAAAGUGGCUGAAGACAAAACUGGAAAAUACCGUGUGAGUUAUAAAGCAGAGAAAGCGGGAAGGUACGAAAUUCAGGUGAAUAUUGGAGGAGAAAGGAUCAAGAACUCGCCCCAGAAUGUAGAGAUACUUGAGGUGAAGGAGUUGUUCAAACCUGUGAAAACCUUUGGAGAAGAGGGAAGUGGUAGAGGACAGUUGAAUAGUCCACAUUCGAUAGCAGUCAGUGAUAAUGGAGAGAUAGCCAUUGCUGAAUGGGGUAACCACCGUAUUCAAAUAUUCAGUCUUGAUGGAAACUAUUUAAGAGAGUUUGGCAKMMAAGRAAMAGGAGAAGGUCAACUGUAUUGUCCAUUUGGAGUGGUGUUUAAUGAAGACAGAAUAACUGUCAGUGAUCGUCCAGAUGGUAAAGGCAGGAUACAAGAGUUUGACUUGAACGGUACUUAUGUAAGAACCAUCUACAGACCUGACCAAUGGUUUGUACCGCGUGGAAUGUGUGUUAACGAUGAUAAAAACAUCGCAGUGUGCUGUUGGGGAAAACAAGAACUGGGUAUCAAACCAUGUGUCAAGGUGUUCAGUAAACAAGGAGAUUUAGUUCAUGAGUUUGAUAUGCCUGAUAAUAAUGAACAGCCUUCCUACAUCACCUUUGGAAACGGCAAAUACUUUGUAUCUUAUUAUGACAUAAACUAUGUUCGUGUUUUUGAUGUGAAUGGAGUUUUCUCGUACAAGUUUGGAGAAAAGGGAGAAAGAGACGGUCAGUUUAAUGGUGUAUGUGGACUGGCUGUUUAUGGUCCAGACAUGAUUCUUGUCUGUGAUAGUUAUAAUCACCGCGUUCAACUUUUCACACAAGAAGGUCAGUUUAUAAGGUCAUUUGGAAGCCGUAGUUCAGGUGUUGGUCAGAUAAAUGGUCCUAUCGAUGUAGUAGUUACAGCUGAUGGUCGAGUGUUUGUGCUAGAAUAUCUGGGUCAUAGGGUUUCUGUUUGGUGUUAA
Messenger RNA from Actinia tenebrosa (Australian red waratah sea anemone), 1293 nucleotides. Its product is annotated as E3 ubiquitin-protein ligase TRIM71-like. Gene Ontology annotation, molecular function: protein binding; ubiquitin protein ligase activity. Lineage: Eukaryota; Metazoa; Cnidaria; Anthozoa; Actiniaria; Actiniidae. Gene Ontology annotation, biological process: protein polyubiquitination; proteasome-mediated ubiquitin-dependent protein catabolic process. The record is from RefSeq and is a predicted model, not a curated record.